UGUAGUCUUGUAAAUAUACACAUUGUUUGCAUACAUGUCAAACGUGAGCUUCAGUAUGGAGGAUUAACAUGUAAAUAUCUACUACCUAAACAUCUGAACUCUGUGUCAGCCCGUACAUGUUUGGAUAUUUUAUAUUUGUCAAAAUAUAUCAAACAGGAAACCAAAAUGUCGAAUGGGGUGAAAGAAAAACCGUUGUAUGAGCCAAGUAUACUACACGACAUAGAUUUUGAAGGAAACCACUGUUCAACAUAUAAUCCAGAGAUAUCUCACACCAAUCCAGGAGAGGGACUGCUGAUGAGGCCUCUCUGUAGGGAGGAUUAUGAUAAUGGAUACAUACAGCUACUUAGCCAACUUACCACUGUGGGGGAUAUCAGCAGGGAAGAGUUUGAUGCCCGUUAUAGGAGUAUGGACGACUGUCUGGACAGUUAUUACAUCACUGUGAUAGAGGACACCAGUACCGGCCAAGUUAUAGCAUCAGGAACUCUCGUCAAGGAACAGAAGUUUAUACAUAAAUGUUCAGCUAGAGGGAGAAUAGAAGAUAUAGUUGUAGAUGAUAAAUAUAGAGGACGACAACUUGGAAAAUUAAUACUGGAUGUGUUGACAAUACUGAGUAAAAAGGUGGGCUGCUACAAGGUGUCCCUCGAGUGCCUAGACAAACUGGUUCCCUUCUACUCCCAAUUUGGAUAUAAGACGGAGGACAAGCAGAACUACAUGUGUCGACGUUACAAUGACUAGUCCUCCGCCUACAUCCUCUUUCUGCUGUAUUUCAUUUGCUGGUUCACUACUUGUAUGUGGUCAGUCUGUGAUAUUUACUGGUGACUGGUAUAGUUGAUGUGACUGGUCAGAAAAACUACAGAUGUAUACAUGGGGUGUCUGGUCAGAAAAUUCCUGAUAUACACACAGACACGGGAGUUUCUGGUCAGAAUAACUUCAGAUGUAUAGACAGGAGUUUGUGGUCUAUCAUACAAUGGAAGUAAGAUAUGAUAGAAUAUAACAAAUAGACAACAACUCUACUACUAUUUUUCAUUGAUAUUUACCACAACAAUACUAUUCUUCAUUGAUCUUUACCACAACAAUACUAUUCUUGUAUGAUCUUUACCACAACAAUACUGUUCUUGUAUGAUCUGUACCACAACAAUACUUUUCUUCAUUGAUCUGUACCACAACAAUACUAUUCUUCAUUGAUCUGUACCACAACAAUACUAUUCUUCAUUGAUCUUUACCACAACAAUACUAUUCUUGUAUGAUCUGUACCACAACAAUACCAUUCUUGUAUGAUCUGUAUCACAACAAUACUAUUCUUGUAUGAUCUGUAUCACAACAACACUAUUCUUGUAUGAUCUGAAAUGAUCUGAACCACAAGAAUUUUUGUAGGAUGUGAACCAAAGAAACACUAUUCUUGUGUGACCUCAAUCACAAAAUCUCAUGUCAUCAUCUCUAUUAGCCCCGGGCACUGGUCCAGAGGAAUUAUACACCCCUGUUUUAACAUCUGAAUCACAUGGCUACAAGGCUGUUCUUGUUUACUACUCAAUUGCGGGUCUUUUUCUAGCUUUAUGACAGGAUCGGCUUCACAUUUUCAUUUAUAUUUCAUUCAUCACUCACCUGUCACAGCUUUAAUUGUUAUGAAUAUAUGCUUUUCAGUCUUUUGUACCCUAACCAAUCAUUUUGAAAUCUCUAUUAUACAGGAAUAUUUUGGUUGCUAUAUAGUGUAAAAUGUGUAUAUUCAGAUGAUAUCUUGCCUAGUCCGUAAAUAUGCACAAAUAGACAAAUCAUAUGAGAUAAUGAAAUUUGUGUAGUGUUAAAUUUGUGUGACAUUUUAAGGUUCAAUAAACUAUAUAGGGUUGUACAUAACAUGUGAUCAACACUUCCUUUACUACUGGUUUGCAUUUAGAGUUUUUAGUAGUGCUUACUCUUCCUUUAUCCUACAUGUUAAUCCUGCUUUUUUAUGAUUCUGUUGUGUAUUAUGUAACUAUGGUAGUAUUAAUAUGAGGAAUCGUUUUUGUGAAAAAACCCUCUAAUACUGUAUACCGGGAAGUUUUGCCCAGUCAAAUUAGCGCCCUUCAAUAGUAAAAUCAAUUAUUGCCCAGUAUCAAAUACACCCUUCACAUUUAAUUACUAUGUCUAUCAUGUUGUUUACAAAUGCACACUGUAAUGAUAAAUUGGCACUCAUAAUGAAGGGCGAAAAUUCAGUUGCAGCAAAAAUUUCCCAGUUUACAGUAGUGCCCCAUAUGUUAAUAUGUAGGGAUCUUAUUUACAAAUACAGUACAAUCAAUUAUAUUACAUGUAAAAAGUGUUUUAGAGUUACCUUAAAGUUGUCCAUAGCCCGAUCUCGAAAUACCCAGUACUGUGUGGUGUAUAGUAAAGUUUUGCAAGGUCAGAUAUUUCUGUAACUUUGAAUGUAAAAGUAUUU
Molecule: messenger RNA, 2410 nt
Organism: Mizuhopecten yessoensis (Yesso scallop)
Lineage: Eukaryota; Metazoa; Mollusca; Bivalvia; Pectinida; Pectinidae
Product: glucosamine 6-phosphate N-acetyltransferase-like
Exons: 6
Coding region: 166-735 (189 amino acids)
Biological process (GO): UDP-N-acetylglucosamine biosynthetic process
Cellular component (GO): endoplasmic reticulum; endoplasmic reticulum-Golgi intermediate compartment; Golgi apparatus
Molecular function (GO): monosaccharide binding; glucosamine 6-phosphate N-acetyltransferase activity
Source: RefSeq, a predicted model, not a curated record